Messenger RNA from Cinara cedri, 1066 nucleotides. The record is from the annotation of a GenBank genome assembly. Lineage: Eukaryota; Metazoa; Arthropoda; Insecta; Hemiptera; Aphididae.
AUGCCUAAAUCGCCAAAUGUACAAACUAAUAAUAUAAAUAAUAGUACUAUUAAUAACAAAAAAAAAAAAACAACUAUUAUACAGGAUGCUCACCUAAACAGCCCUUCAAAUAAACCCGAUUCAAACAGCAUGAAUAAUGAUGGUUGGCUAACUCAAAUUAAUAAAUGUAAUCUUUUCAGCUCUUCAAACUCAGCAUACAAACCACCAACUCCGAAUCCAAAUAUGAAUAUUAUUCAUACAAAUCUUAAAAAAAAUUUUUUUUUACAUGUAACAGAUUCUAAAUAUUUUCCCAAGAUGACCCAUUUGAAACCACUUCUACUACUAAAAAUAUACCCAACUCCCCUAAAACUAAUACUGAUGCGGAAACUAUAAUCAUUAAACCUCCUCCUCCUCCUAUAUUCGCCAAAGGUAUCGAAGAUUAUCCCGAAUUAUGUACAACCUUAAUUGAGCUAAUUGGUGUAGACAAUUUCAUGUACAAGUCUACAACUAACUCUUUGAAAAUACAAAUCAAGGACCCUAGUGCAUACAGAACAUUAAUACAAUUUUUGAAAACUGAAAAAGCUGAGUAUCAUACUUACCAACUGAAAGAGGACAAACCAUUCCGAGUAGUUAUUUGUAACCUCCACUCAUCCAUGCCGCUAACUCUAAUAAAAGAUGAGUUAGAUGUUUGUUGUUUUGAGGUAAGGCAAGUUACUGAUUUAUUACACAAAACACAAAGUUAGCAAAAUCUCCCUUCCAUUAUUUUUCAUCGACCUUGAACCAACACUGCAGUCUAAUGAAAUUUUCCAACUUUCAUUACUACUUCACUGUAAAAUUAAAAUUGAAGAGCCAUAUAAACCAAAAACAAUCACCCAAUUUUUCAACUGCCAACAAUACGGACACACUAGAACAUACUGUAGUUACCAUCCCCGGUGUGUUCAUUGUGGGGCGGAUCAUCAGUCAUCUGCAUACCCUAAUUCACGAGAUGUCUCAAAAUGCGUCCAUUGUUUUCAAAGUCACCCAGCCAAUUAUAAAGGCUGCUCAAUCUAUAAAGAUCUUUAACGUCGAAAAACACCCAGUGUACUAA